CCCACAACCAUCGCCUCAAUGUACACGCGCAUCCUUGCAGAAGUGUCACGAUAUCGUCGCGAAGGCGCAGUAGUCGAACUCAGUUGACCUGAUCCGCUAAGAAAUUUGACAAAUCGAUCGCGACAGCUGGAAGGUCUCUGUACUUCUCCUUCGUCGCUGCCAGAGCCAAGAUGCUCGGCAAAACUUAUGUUGAUGUCCUCAACCUUUUGCAGUACGAAUUCACGCUUCCUGAGACUGAAGAAACCUGGAAGAGGCGUCAGGAUCUUCUCUCUCAACUGUGCGACAUCUUCGAAAACCGUAGGGAAAAUGUUCCCCUCCCCAAAGACUUCGUCGAAAGAGUCAAGGCCAUAUUACCAUCGAUCGUCGAAGCAGUCUCAUCCGAACGUACCACCUUAUCUUCUCAAGCCUGCCGUACCGUUUCUCAAAUUGCACGCAACCUUGACCAUCAGCUUCAGCCUCAGCUCGACAUCCUCCUGCCAGCCCUCAUUGCUCACUGCGGUUCUACCAAAAGCGUGAAUCAGAAGAAUGCCAACGAUGCGAUCUCUACCCUCUGCAAGCAUGCUGGUUACAGCUCACGUCUCUUCUACCACAUCACUGCCGCCUUCAGAGACAAGCGAAUUCCUCCCCGUACCUUUGCACCAGAAUGGUUGCGUAUCCUUUUGAGCAAUUAUCGGACACAAAUGGACGCAGAAAGGGAUGGCCAUGCUGCUCAGAAGGCUAUUUUCCAAGGCCUCACCGAUGGACAAGUCAAGGUUAGAGAGAAUUCUCGUGCAGUUUACUGGGAAUUCGCCAAGUACGAUGCCCAGGGAGCCCGCAUGAUUAUGGGCGGACUGAACUCUCAUGCUCAAGCUGCGCUCCGCGACGAUGCUCACAACCCAGACAAACCAGCCAAACCCGUUAGGGUUCCUAGGCCUGACUCAGCUCUUGCUCAGAUUAAGGCACAAUCGAAGCAACGCAUGCAACAUCGUGGUUACACACCAGCAUCGGUCAAGCAAGAUGAUUUAGCCUUUGGCUCGAUGGAGGGUAUAAAUCCCACACCUGACGAAAAGCAGUCCGCACUGAAAGCUGCCCAUGAGCAUACGAAAGACAAGCAUACUCAGGAAAUUGCUCAUCAUCCAGAGACGGUCGCAAACUCCCGCCACGGCUCUCGUCCAAACUCUCAAAAGUCGUCUAAGGACUCUAAGUUCGAAACCGCAAAAGAUACCAAGUCUGCCAGUCCUCAGACUGCACAUGGCGAUGCACGGCCACUGUUGUCUGCACCAGUCAGAAGAGGACGUAUUGUUGCUACACCCAUCGCGCCUGUGUCACAUACCUCACAUACCUCUCAACGCCCUGGUUCUCGUGGCGAACCUGGCAAGAAGACUACUGACAAGACCUCGACCGAGAAAUCGUCUGGCAGGCAAACCCCUAUCUCACACACCAACAAAGAUUCCGUCUCUUCAACUGCCAGUCAUCACCGUAAGACUGUCAGUCGUCACGACACCAUUCGAGCUGAAGCAAAGGAACUCACCACAUCCACACAUGGGACAAAUGGAAAGCGAAACGGUCGUCAGACACCAGUUAUCGCCGAAGAUAAAGAGUCACCUACUCCUGCCAACCUCGAAUCCGCAAAACGGGAUGAACGUUCAGUCCCACACGUAGUCGAAGAGAAAUACAUGUCAGCCCCUGCUGCUUACAAAGACAUUCUCAAGGAGAACGUGCCCACAGAACAAGGGCCCUUUGCCUCAACCCUGCCUCUGCGCCCCGUCCAGAUAUUCGCACCUGAAAUGCAGAUGCCGCCUCCCGAACAUCCCAGUGACAGGACCAAUCCCAUCGAAUACAUUCCUGACGGGAAGGAGAACACCAAUAUCAUAUCAAAACAAGGUCACAAAUCUCCAACCCGAUCGUCACACCAAUCACCGAGUCGAUCCCCGAAACGCUCUCCCGUCCGACGCAAUAGUAUUGCAUCUGCUAAAAAGUCACUAGCCACUGCCAUGGAAUUUCUCCGUCACGGAACGUUGGACGCAUUGGGCUAUCGCAGACUUAGAAAGCUGAUUGAAAGCCACCCAAGUGUUUUGAUCACUCGUCAAUCACAGUUCAAUGAAUUGUUUGAACUUCUAAUUUCUAACCUGACUUCCAUAGAUGAAAUCGCCGAACCACGAGAAAAGCGUAUCGGAAAUCUCAAUCAUCCAGCCUACAACAGACACACUAUGGUUAUUAUCCUUGUGGACCUCUUCAAUCAGUAUCCUCAGUAUCCGGAACCGCAUCCAGGGAUGACUUUGUGCGCGCUUAUUGUGGCGAGAAGUAAUCAUGGUUCCGGCUGGGCCUCAGCGCUGGCAGCAAUUGACAUGACUGCUCUCAACCUCUGUAACAGCACUCCACAUCCUCUCCCGGCGAUCGACGCAGUGUUGGACACGUUGCAAUCUGUCGAAGCUAUCAUCAAUGCCAGUGACCCAAUCAACACUCCUGACUCCAAUGUCACGCAACUCCUGAACAGCCUGAGGAGUGUUGCAUCUGAUUUUGGUCCUGAUAAACCUCAAUUCUCAUCCCGACUACCACUUGUUUUGGCUUUUGGCCUAAAUGUUCUCGUCUUUCUUCUAGACAGAGUCACUGCACUUGGUCAGACACUCUAUACCAUUCAGGAGGAUCGUUUGGCAUCCUACGCAGAACGUCUGCUCUCAACCUACGCGUCCCUGAUGAGACGAAACAUCAUUGACUUCUGCAGCGCUUUGCAUCAUAUCAUCAAGCCUGAGAGAAGAUUCUAUAACUACUUCAGCAAGGAAUCCGACAAGAACCUUAUUCAUUACUACGUUGCCGGUGCUUCUGGCACGCUUUCCGGCAGCUUUGGCAGCACAUCGCGCGCCGUCAUGCCAGAAGAAGACUACGAUUACAUGGAAGAGGAGCCCUCGACUUAUGACCCAACCUCACAGACAUCAGCCGAUUGGAAGACACUCGGAACUACUUUAAGGCAUGGAAUGCAUGGACAACAAAUUGGUUCGCCAAAUCUUAAUAUGGGUGUUGCUGCUUCAACUGCAGCUCCGGGAGGAUCAUCGCACAACUGGGAAGUCUUGGGGACAGCUGUCGACGAAUGAAAAAGUCUCUGUAUUAUUACCAUUAUGAUUAUGAAAGAGAUCCAGUAUCACUAGUAUCAGUCGUCUUACGAGAAGAAUUAUUACUGCCAGUGUUGGAUUAUUAGUUUUUGGGCACGGGUUAUUGAUUAGAGGAAGGAUUCGGACUCGAGGUUUAAAGUCACAUUAGAAAGGAGUCCAGGCUCCGAGAUAGAGUUGUAAAACUCGAUCGAUU
Molecule: messenger RNA, 3282 nt
Organism: Exophiala oligosperma
Lineage: Eukaryota; Fungi; Ascomycota; Eurotiomycetes; Chaetothyriales; Herpotrichiellaceae
Exons: 2
Coding region: 171-3071 (966 amino acids)
Biological process (GO): astral microtubule depolymerization; mitotic spindle assembly
Cellular component (GO): mitotic spindle; spindle microtubule; cytoplasmic microtubule
Molecular function (GO): microtubule binding
Source: RefSeq, a predicted model, not a curated record